Podarcis raffonei (Aeolian wall lizard) is the source of this 1899-nucleotide messenger RNA. RefSeq names its product BCL2 like 12 (gene BCL2L12). Gene Ontology annotation, biological process: regulation of apoptotic process. Bases 231 to 1334 code for a protein of 367 amino acids. The transcript is spliced from 7 exons. NCBI's taxonomy places the organism in Eukaryota, Metazoa, Chordata, Lepidosauria, Squamata, Lacertidae. The record is from RefSeq and is a predicted model, not a curated record.
CCACCCCCGCAGCCGCUAUCGACGAAAGCGGGACCGAAACUGAACUUAAGGUGGCCAAGGCGCAUGUGCAAAUCUUUCCUGCUGCAGAAGUGGCUUGGAAGUUUGCUGGAGGAGCAUCAAACUUUUCUCCGGCUUUUGCCGGGCUUCUGUUUCAGGUCUGCUGGUGGGUGUGGCGAGAAACUUGUCUCUUCUCUUUGAACGCCAGCCUAUCUUUGCAGCACGAUAGACUCAUGGCAGGGAGCCCGCUGCCGCCAAAAAGACAGGUGGAAGAAGAGACCCGGAGGGUGCUGGAAGCAUUCCUGCAAAGGGCGCUAAGAAAUGGAGAGGUGGAGUCCCUAGGUCACGUGGGCGGGAGUUAUUAUGAUCCUACAAGUUACAUGCACAGCUCCCCUACAGAACACUUCCAGGAUUGUCCAGCUUGGGGCUCUGCCCAUGAGGAAAAUAACUGUGGCGACGAAAAAAAGCAUAGCUUCCGCACCAGCAUCAAGCGUCUACUGCAGCGGCGGCCUAGUCCGCGAACCCCGCCGGACAACAUGCCGCCUUCUAUGGGCUCCUUAAAGAGGUCCAAGGCAGGAGGGGAGGUUGGGGAAGGCGGCCGCCAGAAGCGCUCCUUCUCCCUCAAGAACAUCCUGCGGAAAAAGGGAUCUUCCUCGGGGGAGACGACAAGCCCCGGUGGGACUCUCCAGCGCCCUGACUCCCUGCCUGUUGUCAACUGCUACUGUCGGAAACACCCGUCGGAGCAACGGGUGCCCCAAGGGAGUGGUGGUGAGGCGGAGAAUGCUGAGUUGUAUACCUUGGUGGCCCAGAAACUGGACCACUUGGUCAAGCAGCAACAGCUGACCAGCCCUUUGGUGGCCAAAAGCUUGCCUUUUCCCACAGAUGAAAUCAACAUACUUCCCACGGGUGGCACUCUACCCAGCACUCCAGUUAUUUCGGAGGAGCUGCCAGGAGACUUGGAGGAGAAACAGAAAGAGCAAAUCCUCCAGAAACUGGUUGCCCUUCUGGAAGAGAAGGCCGGAAUCAUCAAUAAGGAGAUUGAGGCCGACCCACUGCUACGCAACACCUUAUCCCGCUUGUCCUACCGCAGCUUCUCUCGCCUGGCCGAGGCCUUCACCUCACGUGCCCCCCCUGGUCUCCCCAGCCCCCAGCUGGCUAAGCUGGCGCUCACCAUGGAGCUCACGCGAAAAGUGGCCGGUAUCAACAGCCAUGCAGUGCACACCCUCAUGGGCUACAGUCUCCAGUAUAUGGACAUGUUUGUGCCCUGGUUACAGCAGCAGGGUGGCUGGGAAAGCAUUGUGGCCCAGGAAGAGAUAUUUGAUCUGCAGCUUGACUAGCCAUGAGCCAGUGCCACUGCUCCUAAAACUGUGAUGGAGUGAAUUGCUCUUGAGACUUGCCUGGGCAAAGCUGACUAAUGGGUGGGUUUGUUUUUUUCAAAGUCUCCCAGGAAAGUCCCAUCUUCUCUCUCCAGCAGGGUAAAUGCCACUCAAGGAAAGAUAUGUCCUUGCAACACUGAUCAGAAUGUGACAUUUAAGCUAGCCCAGGGAUCUAGAAAUCCACGCUAAUAACUCCCAAACUUCUGGACUUGGAAUAAAUGGCAGAAAUUGAUUUUAUUUAUUUUUUUGCACUAAUUGUUGCUGCUCUGUUCCUGCGGGAUUUGGAGUCCUGUUUUUAAAACUUGGCAAAGGAAAAUAAGGAUCAGAGAAAAAUAGGAUAGUUGAACUAAGUAGGCAUUGGUAGGGAACAGAGGCUAUAAUUCAGAUGCCGGUCAUUGAAGGCAAGGUUGGUGGAGAUCCAAGCGUAGGGCCUUAUAAUUGGUGACUCCUUAUCUUUGAAAUGGUCUUCUAAAGAAAGCUUACCUGGUUCUGACACUGUUAUCUUUUGAGCACCAAGUGAAAACAU